AUGGAGAGGAUGAUGAGGAUGGAGCGGUGUGUCUCACAAGUUCAAGACCAGAUGAUGGAGCUACAGAAUACCCUCCAAGCAUCUCUGAAUCUUCACCGGUCACCAGUACGACUUACACUGUCCGAGGAGGCACGCUGUCCCAGUGUUCCCACAGACCAGCAAAUGGGCAGCCCGGAGACCAUCCUCCCUCUCAUCCAAGUACUGUCCAAUCCCGAGCAGCCCACUAACCUGCUGUUCGUGACGUGGGGGACUCUACACAGCCUGUUUAUGUCCUCUCUUCAGCUCGAAGCGCAGCUCGACCAGCACCAGUGGUAUCCAGGCCUGCAGCAUCAGACCAUCCACAUCCGCCCUGGCCGCAGCAGCAGCAAAGAGAAGUGA
This is a messenger RNA of Knipowitschia caucasica, 378 nucleotides long. NCBI's taxonomy places the organism in Eukaryota, Metazoa, Chordata, Actinopteri, Gobiiformes, Gobiidae. The record is from the annotation of a GenBank genome assembly.